Messenger RNA from Acyrthosiphon pisum (pea aphid), 2724 nucleotides. RefSeq names its product odorant receptor 43b. Gene Ontology annotation, cellular component: plasma membrane. Gene Ontology annotation, biological process: detection of chemical stimulus involved in sensory perception of smell; sensory perception of smell. Gene Ontology annotation, molecular function: olfactory receptor activity; odorant binding. Bases 253 to 1356 code for a protein of 367 amino acids. Lineage: Eukaryota; Metazoa; Arthropoda; Insecta; Hemiptera; Aphididae. The transcript is spliced from 6 exons. The record is from RefSeq and is a predicted model, not a curated record.
CCCACUAUUAUAGAUACGGAAACCAAGACCGUUAAAAUUUUUAUGAAAUUAUAGUUUAUAAUUCGACACGCACAAACAUUCUGUAUAUAUUAUUUAGAGGUAUAUGUGCCUAUAGUAUUUUAUUAUUAAUCACAUUAUACCUAUUAUUUGCAAUGUUAUACUUAUUAUUAUAUGACGUCUAGACACUGGCCCAUAUAAAAAGAAACGUUCACGCCCUGUGGUACCACAGUGCACCAGUAAAGGCUUUCAGCGAUGCAACGCAUAGACACCAUCAACAUGUUCUUGCAAAUGACUGGGUGCACCGACAGCAAGGCAAUGCUUUACUUGACGUACUUCGAAUUUUUGAUCACGUUCUAUUACUUAAUCGCCGCGUACGCGUCGAUCGUGCAUUUCGAACAGAGCGUGACCAUCCAGCUGUUCGCGCUGUUGUGCAUGUUGAUCGAGUGCGUGAUACUGCUGAACAUCACUUUUCGGCUCUACCACAAAAAUCACAUCCGCGAGAUGCACCAGUACUCGAGACGGCUGGGAAUACCGGACAGCUAUCGGUCGGUGAUAAACGUAAUAACGAAAUACCACCUGAUAGCUUCGAACAUUUUUGUCGUUUUCCCGGUCACGUACGCGAUUUUCUGCGACUCGGUGCGCGUCGGAGACCCCUUCACGUUUCCUUUCUUGGACGUGUUACCGAUGCACACCGACAAUCUCGCGAUUUACGCGUGCAAAUACUUGGUGUACGCGAUAUCCGUGUACAUAGCACACGUCGAACUCUGUUUUAUAAACACGACGUUCAUAUAUUACGUGGGCGUUUUGAAACACAGAUUAGAGACCAUUGUACAAACGAUCGGAGAAGCUUUUGCCGACAACGACGAACAAAAGUUUAAAUAUGCGAUCAUUCAACAUCAAAAGUUACUAUCAUAUUUUAAUACAAUGAAAAUAGUAUUUUCAAAACCGAUAUUACUGUCAAUGUCAUUCAAUGCGAUAUAUUUUGGUUUGACUACUUCUUUUGUGAUUCAAGCUAUUCGGGGUUAUAUUAAUCAAGCAAUAUUAUCAAUAUGUAUAGCAAGCAGUGCAGCAGCUGUUAUAAAUAUUACAAUAUAUACUUUUUAUGGAAGUGAGCUUAUGGAUUUACACGAUAAAAUAUUACAUGUUCUUUUUGAUAAUGCAUUUUUUUAUGUAAGCAAAUCGUUUAAAAGCUCUAUUUUAAUAAUGAUGACAAGAGUUACAAUACCGUUAAAAUUUACUGUUGGUUACAUUUUUACAAUCAAUUUAAAUUUACUUCUUAAGAUUUUAAAGAUGUCGUAUACAGUGUUGAAUGUGCUAUUGUCAUCCGAAACAAUAAAACCUCACAAGUUGUCAUAAUAGCGAAAUAAAAUAUAAAUAGUCUAGACUUAAUUCAUCAUUAUCAAGUAGCAUUAGAAGUUGUCCGUGGUUCAACGAUAUUUCGACAUAACUACGUAUUUUAUGACUAAUUAUAAUGAGUAUCAUCAGUCAUCAUCAGCUCCAAUGCGACGAAACACAUCACCUGUUUUCCGAGAAUUACGAGUCGAAGGCGUAGAUUCACAACUCUCACUAAUCAGUAAUCACUAUUACUAUAAUAGUAUAAUACCUAGGUUGGUAAUAAUUUAUUAUCUAUUGUUAAAAAGCUAAAAAAAAAACAUAAUACUGUAGUUAAACUAACUAUUUAACUAAAGAAUUUAUUAUAAAGUCAUAUUAUAUAGGCGCACUUUCAGUUUUUUUACUUAGAGGUGCUUUACAUAUUUAGAUGAAACAGACCAGGGCUGUGCCCCCACACCCUCUGUCCAAUUACCUUUAAAAUAUAAGACUUUAUAGUUUCUUUAAUAUAACAGUGGUGACCACCUACGGCCCACGAUAGUUUAUUAACCGGCCCGCUAAAGUAUUAAAUCAAAAUCGAAAAAAAAAUUCAGUAAAAAAAGGUUGGGCGCCACUGCAGUAAUAUAAUAUACCUAACAUAAUAAUAUAUUAAUAAUUGUUUGUGCAUCAUUUCAUGCUCAACAAAAUAAGCGUCGGACGAGUCACUACGUCCGUAUAUCCACAUUGAGCAGCGCUUGACUUUAACCGCGGCGGUUACCGGGCUUGUCCCGUAUCACACCGGCGGAGGAUUACUGCAGGCUCAUGCGGCAAACUCGCGUGCACUGCUGUGGUUCGUCUAGUCUGGCUGUUUUCAAACUCAGACGUCCCGAUCGAAACUCGCAUCGGGACGUACUCGCGGAUGUCGGCCGAAGUAACCCGCGCUGCGAUGGUCGACGUCGAACUAGAACAGCGUCUCGGCGGAUCCGCAAGAUCGCCGCUUGACUGCUCACGUCCGCUUUGGCCGGCAGAACCCGCAGGCAGCGUCUCGAUCUUGAUUUCGGUCGAUAUCGGCUCUUGCAUGGAGGCCGGCAGACGGUGAAUCGAUCGAUACCGCCUCCUGCAUGGACAGGCGGCAACCAGGUAUGACUUGAUGCCGAAGCCGUCUGCACCGCGUGUUAGGCAUUGAACUGUAUAUCGUUCAAUCGUCGCCGGACCCGUGCGAAAUUACCACGACUUACCAACACGAUUUUUCAGGUCAGGCCAUUUGUCAUUUCUUAGCCCGUCGAUACAUAAGUGCAUCGCGGUCGAACCGGCGGACGGUGAGCAAAUCUCGACUUCGGCCGAUAUAUUCUGUACUGCAAGUGCAGCGACAUUCAACACGAUCAUAGAUACACACCAUAUUAUUAUAUUAUAUAA